GGCGCGUGUCGCGCAUGCGCAGCGUGUUGAACAGGCUAAGUAAUGUCGGUCUCUGUUUAAGGCUUUAAUUCGGAGAGUUUCUGUAAAGUCACAUGGAGGAGAACGGCACAGACAUGCAGACUACUGAGUCAGAGCAGUGUGCGUACGUGUGUGCGAGACAGAAGCUGGAGAAUCUGCUUAAUAAGAGUAUGAAGAUCCGGAUGACGGACGGGAGGACGCUGCUCGGCCUGUUCCUCUGCACGGACCGCGACUGUAACGUCAUCCUGGGGUCUGCUCAGGAGUUCCUCAGGAGCGCCGACUCGUUCUCUCAAGCAGAGCCACGUGUUUUGGGGCUGGCGAUGAUUCCUGGGCAUCAUGUCGUGUCAAUCGAGGUGGAGACGGAGAGUCUACAGAGCCAGGGCCUCUAAGCAGAGCAUCAUGGGAAAUCUAGUUUAACUGUCAGAGUGUGGAGUGAAACGUGUAAGGACACAGAAGAACAUGUAAACUAAUGUGUCUGUGUGUGUGCAGCGCGCGCGCGCGUGUGUGUAAAACAGUGUUAAUAA
Messenger RNA from Clarias gariepinus (North African catfish), 542 nucleotides. It is a transcript of the gene naa38, whose product is annotated as N-alpha-acetyltransferase 38, NatC auxiliary subunit. Gene Ontology annotation, molecular function: RNA binding. The record is from RefSeq and is a predicted model, not a curated record. The transcript has 3 exons. The coding region runs from base 93 to 407 and encodes 104 amino acids. Lineage: Eukaryota; Metazoa; Chordata; Actinopteri; Siluriformes; Clariidae. Gene Ontology annotation, cellular component: NatC complex.